Bipolaris zeicola 26-R-13 is the source of this 411-nucleotide messenger RNA. RefSeq lists its product as uncharacterized. NCBI's taxonomy places the organism in Eukaryota, Fungi, Ascomycota, Dothideomycetes, Pleosporales, Pleosporaceae. Bases 1 to 411 code for a protein of 136 amino acids. The transcript has a single exon. The record is from RefSeq and is a predicted model, not a curated record.
AUGAAGGAAGCACGUGCAACUCAGAAGCAACAAGAGAAGGAAAAACAACAAGAGAAAGCUAAGAAACGAGAGCUAUAUGAACUCAAAGCUGCAAAUAAGCUUCUCAAAAUACGACAGGCAGAGGAGAGGCGUGUAGAGCGAGAUAGGAUAAAGGAGGUAAAGAUGCAGGAGGAGGUUGCAAAAGCAGCUGAAAAACAGUGCGAAAAAGAAGAGAAAGACCGCCAAAAAGCUCUCCAAAUUACCCAAAAAGGUAAGCGCAAAGCUUCAAGAGCUCCAGCUCCAAAGAAGAAGCGUCAAAAAACAUCUAGUGGUGGUGCAGCAUUUGUAGAAGCAUCAGCCCCUACAUUAGCACCACCAGUGCGGACGACCUCACGUGGCCGCAACGUUCACCUUCCAGCAAAAUUUAAGUAG